UACAUUUGAGACUGCCCUGCUUCCUUGGAGGUGAAGCAGGGCCCGCCUGCAGUAUGAAAAGCCCUCUCUGCCCCUUCUUUUGCCUCUUCAUGCUUCCCAUGAUACAGGGAGAUAUGGAAAACAGCACUCAGAUAGUGUGUGGCCAAGUGUUGGCCCGAAACCGUAUUGUGGGGGGAGAGGAUUCCUCCCCCGGUGCCUGGCCGUGGCAAGUCAGCCUCCAGUACAACAAGAAACACGCCUGUGGUGGGACCCUUAUCAAUGCUGAAUGGGUGCUGACGGCAGCCCAUUGUUUCCCUAGGAAGGCAGUGCUCUCUGGCUACCGAGCAAACUUGGGGAACUACCAGCUCUCAAACCCAGAUCCGAAUGCUUUGUUGCUGAGACUCUCCCAGGUGAUUGUGCACAAGGACUAUGCUGGAGAUGGGACCAGUGGGGAUAUAGCUCUGGCCAAAUUGGAACAUCCGGUCCGCUUCACCCAAAGCAUCCUCCCGGCCUGUCUCCCAGGUGCUGAGAUCCAUUUCCGAGGUGGCUCCUUAUGCUGGGUGACAGGAUGGGGAGCCCCACACUACGGAGCUUCCCUCGGGGGUCUGAGGACACUGCAACAGAUCCAGCUGCCCUUGAUAGACACCCUGCCCUGUGAUGCCAUGUACCACAUCGGCACGACUAUCAAUCCCAACAGGCGAGAGAUCCAGGAUGACAUGUUCUGUGCCGGCUAUGCUACGGGACAGAAGGACGCGUGUUUGGGUGACUCUGGAGGUCCUUUGGUCUGCCAAGAGUCUGGUUCCUGGUUUGUGGCAGGCAUCGUGAGUUGGGGUGAUUUGUGUGCCCUCCCCAACCGCCCAGGUGUCUACACCCGCGUUGGCUUCUACCAGGACUGGAUAAAGGCUCAUCUCCCUGGUGCCCAGUUUGGCCUUAUGAAUGUCACCUACUUCCAAGGUACUCCGUCUGCAUCUGCCUCCUGCCUAGUCCUCAAAGAUUUCAACUUCCUGCUUCUGCUCAUGGCCUCCUGUUUCAUCUGGACUCUUCUGUCAUAGAGGGAUAGAAGAGUGUUGCAGUGUUUUUCUCACCGAGAUGAAGUGU
Messenger RNA from Elgaria multicarinata webbii, 1077 nucleotides. Its product is annotated as serine protease 33-like. Gene Ontology annotation, biological process: proteolysis. The coding region runs from base 54 to 1031 and encodes 325 amino acids. The record is from RefSeq and is a predicted model, not a curated record. Lineage: Eukaryota; Metazoa; Chordata; Lepidosauria; Squamata; Anguidae. Gene Ontology annotation, molecular function: serine-type endopeptidase activity. The transcript is spliced from 6 exons.